Neltuma alba is the source of this 516-nucleotide messenger RNA. RefSeq names its product cysteine-rich repeat secretory protein 38-like. The record is from RefSeq and is a predicted model, not a curated record. Bases 1 to 516 code for a protein of 171 amino acids. The transcript has 2 exons. NCBI's taxonomy places the organism in Eukaryota, Viridiplantae, Streptophyta, Magnoliopsida, Fabales, Fabaceae.
AUGGUUGAUUCUCCAAAGCUAUUCCUUCUUCUCUGCACUAUUUUUUUCCUCUCAGGCGUUUCCUUCGCUGAUCCACCGUAUAAAAAUUGUUCAACAAGUAGUAAUUACACCAAAGGAAGCUCCUUUCAGAACAACCUUAACUACAUCCUCGGUUCUCUAUCCUCCAAUGCUUCAAUCUCCAAAUCUUACAAUGUCUCUUAUGGAGAGAACCCAGUCAGAGUUUAUACCCUCUUCAUGUGCCUUGACUAUGUUCCAAAUCAAACAUGCCAAGACUGCAUAGCCACGGCAACACAAGACAUUCUUAAACUCUGUCCCCAAGCAGAAGAAGCAGUUGUUUGGGAAGAGUACUGCCAAUUACGAUAUUCCAGCAAGAACUUCGUCGGAAAAGUGGAUGUCACAGGCAAAUUGGGAUUUGAUAAUCAACAGAACAUCUCAAAACCCAAGGAGUUUGAGUCUGAGGUCAAUGGGUUAUUGUAUAGUCUUACUGAGAAGGUGCAACAAACAAAGCAGGGAUGA